This is a messenger RNA of Rhopalosiphum maidis (corn leaf aphid), 826 nucleotides long. Its product is annotated as 60S ribosome subunit biogenesis protein NIP7 homolog. Gene Ontology annotation, molecular function: RNA binding. Gene Ontology annotation, cellular component: preribosome, large subunit precursor; nucleus; nucleolus. Bases 219 to 761 code for a protein of 180 amino acids. Gene Ontology annotation, biological process: ribosome assembly; ribosomal large subunit biogenesis. The transcript has 4 exons. The record is from RefSeq and is a predicted model, not a curated record. NCBI's taxonomy places the organism in Eukaryota, Metazoa, Arthropoda, Insecta, Hemiptera, Aphididae.
UAUCAGCUAUGGUUUCAACAUCCUACUUAAAAAUAAUAUCACUGGUUUUAUCACACAAAAUAUUUUUAUCAACCGGCUAUCAAUAAUUGCCAAUGUUCACAAUGUUGACUGGUGUCUACACGCUAAUGCCUAUAGUACCGCAGAACGAAUUAAAUUAUUUAAUUAGUUAGCAACUAGUAAUACUACUUAAAACAUUAAAAUAGUUUGCCAAAUUUACAAUGAAACAAUUGACAGAUGACCGAAUGAAAGUAUUUUUUGAAAAAUUGUCCAAAUACAUUGGCUCAAAUAUAAAAUUAUUAAUUGAUCGUUCAGAUGGAAAAUAUUGUUUUCGCGAGAAGAAAGAUCGAGUUUAUUAUGUGUCCGAAAAAGUAUUAAAUAUGGGAUCCAUGAUGAAUCCUGAUAACAUAAUUAGUAUAGGCACAUGUUUUGGAAAAUUUACAAAGUCUGGAAAAUUUAGAAUACAUAUAACGUCUUUAGAUUAUCUAGCUCCAUAUGCUCAGCAUAAAAUGUGGAUUAAACCUGCUGCUGAACAGCAAUUUCUGUAUGGUCAUAAUGUUUUAAAGUCUGGUCUUGGGCGAAUUACAGAAAGUACUACUCAAUACCAAGGAGUUAUAGUAUUUUCAAUGAGUGAUGUUCCUUUGGGUUUUGGUGUUGCGGCAAAAAAUACUACUGAAUGUAAGCACACGGAUCCAUUAUCUGUAGUUUGUUUUAAUCAAGCCGAUAUCGGUGAAUUUAUUAGAUGUGAAGAUGAUUUAAUAUAAUACAUUUGCUUGUAUUAUAAUUAUUUAAAAUAUUUUUAAUAAAACUCUUUGAUAUUCUAAAUUUA